UUAUAAAAAAGACUUAAGGAUGUCAAACUCUGUGUGCUUUACUUCUGUUUGUUCCUUCAACACUCCCUGUAAACCAGGGUUAAUUGUUGAUAAUAAAUCUUUCCCGAGGACGGAUUUUCGGGUAAAUGAAGUGUUUAAGAGUUCAAGGAAUGCCAGAAUUCAAUCUGUAGAAGCUAGGGCUGCAGAUAAAAAUCAAAGUGUUAAACCAAAGAGCAUCGUUUGCGAAGAUUGUGAGGGAAAUGGUGCCAAACAGUGUCAUCAAUGCAAAGGUACUGGAGUUAAUGCUGUUGAUCACUUCAACGGACGAUUUAAAGCCGGUGGCUUGUGCUGGCUUUGCAGGGGGAAAAGGGAGAUUUUAUGCGGGAACUGUAAUGGAGCUGGCUUUAUGGGUGGAUUUAUGAGCACAUCUGAUUGACUAAUGUAACAUGCUCAAAUUAUGGGUUACUUUUAAGGACAUGUAUGAUUAUCAUAACAUGUUUUGGA
Messenger RNA from Hibiscus syriacus, 483 nucleotides. RefSeq names its product protein BUNDLE SHEATH DEFECTIVE 2, chloroplastic-like. Gene Ontology annotation, molecular function: protein folding chaperone. Gene Ontology annotation, cellular component: protein folding chaperone complex; chloroplast stroma. The transcript is spliced from 6 exons. The record is from RefSeq and is a predicted model, not a curated record. Bases 20 to 415 code for a protein of 131 amino acids. NCBI's taxonomy places the organism in Eukaryota, Viridiplantae, Streptophyta, Magnoliopsida, Malvales, Malvaceae.